Peronospora matthiolae is the source of this 549-nucleotide messenger RNA. The record is from the annotation of a GenBank genome assembly. Lineage: Eukaryota; Oomycota; Peronosporomycetes; Peronosporales; Peronosporaceae.
AUGCACGAAUUCGAGACUGAAGCCCUCACGGUCCUGACUGGACGCACGAAUGUACGACCAACGCGAGUUUGCGGUCGCUCGCUGGGUGCUGUAGCUCGGAAAUGCCGGUCGAGGCUGAACGAGAGACUGAAUGAAAUGGCCCAAAAGGACCGACCGAUCGAUCGAUCGACCAACCGACGUGCUGGACGGCUCGUUGUUGUAGCUCUUUUGCGGGCGUGGCUCGGUUUCUGCCCCGUUUCACAGCGCCACCGGCUGGUGCAAGAGUGGCUGUCUUUGCGGAAGCAGACUGUACACGCGGCGUUCACUCGAGACUGCAAGGCUCUCGUUAGCGGCACGUGCUUGCUGUAUGGAGAUGCUGCAACUCGAGAGGAGCGUUCGCAACCAAUUGGCAGCAGACGGUCGAGCGUGUCAAUCCUCGUUGGGAAGAAACAGCGGUGCAUUGAGAGCAAGAGUAGGAUCAUCAACCCCCUGGCAGGCACGUACUUCAAGCUCGUGAGUCAAUUUCGGCGAUGCGAUGCUCAGGUCAAGAGCAGCGCGACAAGUGGAUAG